Podospora anserina S mat+ is the source of this 1659-nucleotide messenger RNA. RefSeq lists its product as uncharacterized. NCBI's taxonomy places the organism in Eukaryota, Fungi, Ascomycota, Sordariomycetes, Sordariales, Podosporaceae. The record is from RefSeq and is a predicted model, not a curated record. Gene Ontology annotation, cellular component: GATOR1 complex; vacuolar membrane. Bases 1 to 1659 code for a protein of 552 amino acids. Gene Ontology annotation, molecular function: GTPase activator activity. Gene Ontology annotation, biological process: positive regulation of autophagy; negative regulation of TORC1 signaling. The transcript has 3 exons.
AUGAUUCAGGGUAUUUUCUAUGCCCGCUUCCUUCCCCAAGAAGGCACAAAGAUUGUGGCUCAGUCACCGCCCGGCUGCAUUGUUCCAGUCACAACCCCGGGUCCAAAUACGGCUCCUGUUCCCUCGCAAACAAUCAGCAACCUCAAUGCUAGCAUCACAUCUUCCUCAACGACGCCUGGCACCUCAACAACCACACCCGCCAUAAAAUCUCCAUUAUUUGACUUUGCAGUCCUGUCCGAGUACAUCAUUCCUAGGGAGCCGUUCCGCAACAGGUACAUCACCGUGACCGACCCAGACAACAAAUACCUUAUCCUUGGUUUCCCUGUUUCUAUCCCAGACCCCCGGUAUCACCGCAAUGAGUUCAUCUUCAAUUUUGGUCUCGUGGUCGAUCACGAUGUCGAUCAGGUUCCUUAUGAGAGGGUUGUUCGACGGCUGGCGAUUACCUUUGCGGAAAUGGAAAAGCAGAGCGGGUAUCUCAGCCAAGACCAGACUAAGGCCCAGGGAGAGUGCGCGUGGGGAGAAAGCAGGGACAAGAAUGGGGAUGGGGGCUUCUUUUCGACGAGGAGGCCGAUUGAGAGUUUGUUGGAGAUCAUCAAGGAGGAUUUGAAUAAUUAUGGAGAGUGCAUGAUCCCCGUUGACGACGCCAACACCAUCAACAUGAAGCUCUUCCCUUACCACCCCAACCCACCAGAAAUCAAAAGCUGGCACGUCCCAGUAGCAAAAAUGAAACUCGCCGACAUCGUCGACCCAACCUGGGACCUGACCCUCCAAAAGGUAAUCGCCCACAUCGACGGCGUCUCCGACGUCCGCCGAAUCGCCUUCCAAGCAGACGUCUCCCUAGAACUAACCCAACUCGCCCUCCGCCACCUCCUCUACUACGACACCAUCCUCCUCCUCGACAUGUUCUUCUUCUCCGCCUGCUACGCCCCCCGCCCCGGAAUCCACGAUUUCAUCGCCAACGUCGACGGCAUCGUAGAUGAAUGCGCCAAUUACGUCUGCGUGGGCGCACUGAGAAUUAAUUCCAACGACAAUGACAAGUAUUCCAACCCCAGGUCGUCGUCAACCACCACCCUCAACAACAACUCCUUCGCCCUGAACUCCUUCUCCACCACCCCUCGAUCCUCCUCCCACCACCUCUCCACCUCCCCCAGCAAUUUGUCUCCAGAAACUCACUCCCACCACCCCACCUCCCCCUUCCACAACCCAUCCUCCUCCUCCUCCCUCCUCUCCAUCGAACGAGACCACCGCCUACCAAAUUAUCUGCUCAUCAAACUAAUGACCACCUUUGCCCCCUCAAAAACAGUAAUGGAGUGGCUAAAAAUGCACAUGGACGCCGGGAUAGACGUCCUCAGAUACGUCGACGUCCGGAGGUUGGUGCAGUUUGGUGUGAUAAAAGGUUGUUUGUACCGUGUUCACAAGUAUGUGGUGUCGAAGCAGUAUCUAGCCUCGUUAGCGACGGGUCAAAGUAGGAGGUUGACUGAACGGGAGGCCGCGGCUAGGGGAGGCGGGAGAAGGGAUCCGCUGCAAAAGUACACGGAUGGGUGUCAUUGUUUUGAUGAGAUCAUCACCGAGAUGGACAUGACGGACGCGGAGGUGAUGGAGCGGCUGAAGGGGUUCAGGGGGGCGCCGGCGGGGGAUUUGACGGUGCUCCAUCGCUGA